This is a messenger RNA of Ictalurus furcatus (blue catfish), 1353 nucleotides long. RefSeq lists its product as uncharacterized. The transcript has 4 exons. Bases 16 to 405 code for a protein of 129 amino acids. Gene Ontology annotation, molecular function: chemokine activity. NCBI's taxonomy places the organism in Eukaryota, Metazoa, Chordata, Actinopteri, Siluriformes, Ictaluridae. Gene Ontology annotation, biological process: immune response. Gene Ontology annotation, cellular component: extracellular region. The record is from RefSeq and is a predicted model, not a curated record.
AGAUGAUCCCUGAGCAUGAAAAGCCAGAACGCUCUGCACCUUCAACCUCGCAUUGUUAAAAGACCGCUGGGAAACGACUGCAACAUGCUUUUCAGCCAGAAGAUGCGAAGUCUUGCCGUUGCCGCCUUCUUCUCCUGCGUUGCUAUUUCGCUGGCAAACCAGAGAGAGUCCGUGUGCUGUAAGGAGGUUUCCUCCAGCAAAAUCAACGUGCCCAUAACAGGAUUCAUGGUUCAUCAAGCAAGACCUCCGUGUGUCAAAGCAGUCAUUUUUUUCACAUCUGAAGGUGCUAAAUGCAGCCACUGGAGAGAGAAUUGGGUCAAGGAGAAGGUCACAGAGCUCAGGCGACUUCAGGCAAUAGAGAAAAACAGGAAGAUGAUCACGACCACAAUCGCUACAGAAGACUAAAUCCGCUUCAACAAACCUUUAAGAAGAUUUACAAAAAAGACUCUUCCUGUUUUCUUUCUUAUGUGUAUUUGCAUGACCUGCUUAUUAUCCCAGUUUGGUUUUAACAAACUUAUUUAUUUGUUAAUAUUUAUUGUCAUCGUUUGAGUUGAGUAACAUAUGAGAGAAUAUUUCAUAAGGCUUUUUAUUAUUUAAAGAGAAAUUCCAAUCCUGCAAAUAUUUUGAAAUUUGAAUUGUGAGCCCAUAGAUAAAAAUACCAUAAUUGAAAUGUAUUAAGAAUGAGCAAAAGUGUAAUAAAUAGACGUUUUGAAAAUUAUAUUCUUUUCUCCUUCAGGCUGAGUAUACACACUAUAUAGCAGUACACUAUUCAGGGUAAAAAAUAAUGGGUUUAAUUAAGCCAAAUUAAUAUUUAAGGUGCAAUGGGUCACUUAAAUCAGAGAGGAGAGGUUGGAAGUAAUUUGUUACCUCAAAAUAGUUCCCCUUCUAAAUCUGGUUGUGUUUGCAACACGGUACUGCUUCCUCACCUGUGAAAUAAGGACUAAACUGAGCACGUGUAGAGUGAAUUAUGUGAUUGAUAGCUUGUACCUGAUCGGAGAAAUUGAAAGUGCUACAAUGACUCCGUGUUACAACCGUCCCCAGUCUCCCUUAACUGUUAUAUGUACAUAUAUAAUAAUGACUUGCUGACAAUUUGUCAAGGGCGCUAACAUGAUGAUCUACAUAAGAGACUUUAUUAGGAGACGAUAAUAAUCCUGAACUUGUCUAUUUUCUUUAGUCUGUAACUAUUUAACUUAACUAUUUAACUAGCUCACCAUAUGUUAUUAUGUUACGUUUUAUUGUUUGUUUGUCUGUUUGCUGUCUGUUUUACUCUCCCAAUGGGCCUGCUAAUGGAUUUCUGAUUUGUCCAACACAUUGAGAAAAGAUCUUGAUUAAAUAUUGGAAUCUUUUACUUGG